This is a messenger RNA of Ruditapes philippinarum (Manila clam), 700 nucleotides long. Its product is annotated as complement C1q-like protein 4. Gene Ontology annotation, molecular function: protein binding. The record is from RefSeq and is a predicted model, not a curated record. Lineage: Eukaryota; Metazoa; Mollusca; Bivalvia; Venerida; Veneridae.
AGCACGUCUUCUGAAGCAAUUUACCAUUCACGCGUUUAACCAUUUAAAACAUUGGCCUACGUUUGUUACUUCAUUGCAGUUAUCAUUUAAGCAAGAACUAUUUGAUAAUAAUGUGUGGGAAAACAAAAUUGGUCGUUUUGGUAAUAGUUCAAAUCGCAAUGAACGGGCUAUGUUCUGCCGAGGGGGAAAACUUGACGUAUAUAGCUCAGGUAUUAGACAAGGUGGUUCGACUAGAGGUGAAGGUUAAGGAGUUAGAGAAGGAUAUGAAGAAAACAAAUGCUGAUACUAAAGAUGUCUUGGAAAAUGUGAACAAUGUGUUGGAUAACAAAACAGCAGAGCUUGAGCUCUUACAAGACAGAGAUUAUACACCAAUCAUUGCGUUUAACGCAUACAGUCCAGUCGAUAUGAGUUUGGAUACAAGCCAGAUCCUAAUACUUCAAACUGUCCGGCUGAAUGAAGGUAACGGAUAUGAUAACGUUCUGGGCGUGUUUACUGCUCCUGUAACCGGGCUCUAUUUCUUUGUAGCACAUAUUUGCAACUACGCAGGACGAGGUAUUCACUACGAUAUCAUGCUUGAACACAAUACAAUAGCUAAAAGUACACAAUUCAACAACGUACAAUAUGACUGUAGCUCAACAAGCGCCGUCACAAUGGUCACAAAAGGUCAAAGGGCAUAUGUCAAGUGUACAAGUGGAAACAC